Parnassius mnemosyne (clouded apollo) is the source of this 1854-nucleotide messenger RNA. The record is from the annotation of a GenBank genome assembly. NCBI's taxonomy places the organism in Eukaryota, Metazoa, Arthropoda, Insecta, Lepidoptera, Papilionidae.
AUGGUCGGGAAAGGUGUAGAUGCAAAAAGUAGCAGAAUUUUCCAUCAGUGCUAUUUGAAAUGUUGCAAAUUACAAAAUCUUAUGCCACUAAACAAUGUUUUACCUACGAACAAUGGGAAAGUUUUGGAUUUUUGUGUAGAUAGGAUAAAAUAUACAGAGUGGGCACCGAUUUUGAACGCGCUCAGUUGCGAUUUGAGUCUUCAUUCAGUUUCGAUACGAUGUCGUCAGCAGGUCAAAACAGUGUUGGAGCAUAUAUACUGCGAGCGGUUAGCGAAGACUGUUACGAAGCGCGCAGUGAUACUCACCAACUUUAUGCUCACUAAUCUGAUGGAAGCGGUUGCGCAAAUGCUUUCCGGUACGACGCUGCUGUCGUCGCUGCUGCUUGAAGGACUGCCCUUGAAAAUACCAUACUUGAAUCCACUUUGCGAGGCGCUGCUUAUGAACAGUUCCCUCCAGCAUCUAUAUCUACCACGGUGCCUCAUCGGUGACGCGGGUUGCCUGGCAAUCUGCAAAGCGGUGCGGUGUCUCCCCAACAUUCUUACCCUUGAUCUGUCCGGAUGUGAGAUCACGCCACUUGGGGCCAGUUAUUUAGCUGAUUUGAUAAAGUACCAAAAAAUUCAUCGGUACAGCGAGAAUUGGGUGCAUACGCUGCGGUACCGGUUGCCGGAGCUGGACGCGAUGGCCGGGCUGCGCCGCAUCACGCUCUGCGGCAACACGCAGCUCGCGGACGCAGGCUUCGCCACACUCGCCGACGUGCUGGCAGACGACCUGUGGAUCAAGGCGCUGGACGUGCAGGACUGCGGGCUGUCGGAGCAGAGCGCGGCGGGAGCGCUGCGCACGCUGCAGUCCAACAGCACGCUGGCCGUGCUGGACCUGCGCCGCAACGCGCACGUCGGCCCCGACUCGCUCGCGCGCCUGCGCGCCGCCUUGCGCAACGAGCGCGCCAUCGACGCACAGUACUCAUGGCUAUCUAGCACGUCGAGUGAUGGAAGACUAGUUAAAACAGUAGUAAAUAAGAAUGGAAUGGUGAAAGAAAGAGCCGCGUCCAACGUAAGGGGGAUUCCCAAUAAGUACAGUAAUAAGACAAAUGUGACAAAGAAGGAGAAAAAUUAUGCGGAAAUUCUAGAAGAUCAGCUGCAAGAGGAGAUAUCGCAUCGACAACAACUUGAAGAGUUGAACCUCCAACUGAUUGACCAGAUGAAGCAACUCAAGCAGCAGCAAAUGCGUUUGUGGGCCAAUGCUGCCAACUCUUCAGGUUCGGAACAAUCCUUGGUGCCCAGUUCGCUGUCGGGCGAGCGCUCGAGCAGCUCUGGUUCCUCUCGGUCCGUGCCCAUCGAGCAGAGCACGCUCUCCUACAUACAGCAGGCCUUCAGGGACAUCUAUGCUUUCAUUAAGGACAAUCAAUGUCACGGGCAAUGCGUCCAAGAAAAACCAGAACAAAUAAUAGCAGAAGUAACGGAGACGGAGGAAACACAUCGCAGCGAGGUACACGUCAGCAUGUUACCAAAGAAAGCGCAGAGCACACAUUUGAAGUUGAUCGAGAACACGAGGACUCAGAAAAUGACAAAGUCUGCGCAUUUGCUGGGCGACGUGCAACAUAUGAGAGAGAAUUUGGAAAUGAAUCCAGAUAUGUUUGAGAGACAAAUGGGAGAUACGCGGGAUACACAUGAUAGCGAACUGAGUGUGUUAGAUGAACUUGUUACAGCACAAUGCAAGAGUAAAAAGGGCAGUACAAACGAGCGCAGUCCGUGCAGCAGCGUGGUGAGCGACUCGUCCGACACGCUCGUGUGCUCGCCGGCGCCAAAUCCGCGCGAUGCCUUUGCCUCUUCCGAUGACGACGACGGCAGCGACUGA